GUGUUCGCGUCGGCUGGUGCCUCUGUCGCCGGAGGAAGGAACAUUUCAGCCCCUGAGACGUUAGCGUCUAGUAACCCAGAGAUAGAGGAGAUGCCCCUCCUUAGAGAACCUUAAGAGCAGGGCGCCAAGGGUUUCUUUGAACACCCGUGGCAUCCUCCAAAGAACUUUGUUGUCGCUUCUGCUGGAGUACCCCGGGGACAGUCAGUCUUUCGAGGCCACCCUUAGCCCUACUUAGAGAUCUCUACGACCCUGAUCCUGACCAUGAGUUAAUGUAAGGUCAAGAGAACGGCUACCCUUACUAGGACAAGAACCUUCAUCAACACCCUUUCUUUUUCCAUUUUUACAAGCCGCCAUUGUACUUGGUCAACAGGUCCAACUUGUCUAUUUCUAGGAAGAUCCACUCACUGGUUUGAUACCAGACUUGACAAGGCCUCAGUUGUCCAAGGCACUCGGGAGGAUGUCACACGUAGGGGUGAAACUGCUCCUAGAGCAGAUGAAGAUGAGACAUCCGGAGGUGAAGGCAUGCUUGUACCCCCACGUGGAAGCUUUCUGGGAGACUAAGGAAUCCAUGAAAGAGAGCUCCAGUGAGAGAAGGAAAUCUGGCCUCCAGAUGGAUGGUCUUGGUCCUGAGGGCGCCCGUCAGCACUUCCGGAGUUUCUGUUAUCAAGAAGCCCCGGGACUGUAUGAGGCCGUCACCCAGCUUCAGGAAUUAUGCCACCAGUGGCUGAGGCCAGAGAUCCACUCGAAGGAGCAGAUCUUGGAACUGCUGGUGCUCGAGCAGUUCCUGAGCAUUCUGCCCAGGAGCACCCAGACCUGGGUGCAGAGGUAUCAUCCACAGAGCAUCAAAGAGGCCAUGGCCCUGGUAGAGCGCUUUCAGAGAGAACCUGGUGGACUAAGGGAUGAGGUCACAGCCCAUGAGCUGGGAAAGGAGGCAGUGCACUUGGGAGGAAUGGCAGUGGCACCGGGCUUUAAGUGGAAUACUCACACAGAAACCCAGCCUGUAUAUGAAAGAGCUCUGCCUGCUCGACAGAGUCUAACCUUUUCUGAGCAGAAAAGCACUCCAACCUGGAAGAUGGCAUCUGAGCUCACCUUGCCUGAGUUCCAGAGUUUGUUAACAUUUGAAGAUGUGGCUGUGUAUUUUACUGAGGAAGAAUGGGCAUUACUGGACCCUAAUCAGAAGAUCCUUUACAAUGAUGUAAUGCAGGAAAACUAUGAGAAUGUCAUCUGUCUAGGGUUAAAGCUCAAAAAUGACACUGGGAACGACCAACCUACAUCUGUUUCUACAUUAGAAAUACAAGCAUCAGGAUGCAAGGUGUUAAGAAAGGCCAGAAUCAAAGUUGCCCAGAAAACCACAGGCAAAGAAAAUCCUGGUGUUCCGAGCAGGGUUCAGAGACGGCAUCGAGCUUUUCUAGGGAGGAAAAGAGAGAAACUUCCAACGUGUAAACAAGAACUUCCAAAACAUAGGGAUCAUCCUGGGAAAGGCCACGCAGGAGAGAAACUUUUUAAGUGUCAGGAAUGUGAGAAAAGCUUCAAAGGUAGUUCUGGCCUUAUUAAGCACCAGAGAAUUCACACUGAAGAGAAACCCUAUAAAUGCCAGCAGUGUGAUAGGAAGUUUAGGUGGAGUUCGGAUCUUAAUAAGCACUUAGUGGCACACCAAGGAAUAAAACCAUACAGAUGCUCCUGGUGUGGAAAAAGCUUCGGUCACAGUAGAAAUGUACACAUACACCUAAGAAUUCACACGGGAGAGAAGCCCUUCAAAUGUUGUGAAUGUGGAAAAAGAUUCACCCAGAACUCUCAUCUCAUUAGACACCAGAGAACCCACACGGGCGAGCAGCCGUACGCUUGCAGUGUGUGCAAAAGGAGCUUUAGUAGGCGGUCAAGCCUGCUCCGGCACCAGAAACUCCACUGGAGCAGGGAAUCCUGUCCAGGGAAUCCCGUCCAGGGCCUCCAGUCUGAAGAAAAGCACCAUAAGGAUCCCGACCCCAGAGGUGAUGAAAGAGCAUAGCACUCUGAGGCACCAAUGAGAAGUUGUCUGUCAGCAGCGGGGAAUUUCGGAGGGGUACAUGCUGUCCUGCACAGAAGGGAAUCGAAGCGGUCUCUCUCGGUCAGCAUUGUAUCCUCAGUGCCUGGCACAAGACUGAUACGCAAUGAGUACUUGAGAAAUAAAAGAGUGGAAAUAAUA
This is a messenger RNA of Suricata suricatta (meerkat), 2182 nucleotides long. RefSeq names its product zinc finger protein 75D (gene ZNF75D). Lineage: Eukaryota; Metazoa; Chordata; Mammalia; Carnivora; Herpestidae. The record is from RefSeq and is a predicted model, not a curated record. Gene Ontology annotation, biological process: regulation of DNA-templated transcription. The transcript is spliced from 6 exons. The coding region runs from base 458 to 2005 and encodes 515 amino acids.